This is a messenger RNA of Dentiscutata erythropus, 204 nucleotides long. Lineage: Eukaryota; Fungi; Glomeromycota; Glomeromycetes; Diversisporales; Gigasporaceae. The record is from the annotation of a GenBank genome assembly.
AUGUUAGAGAAGAGUGAUGUUGGAAAAGAGGUAUCAGAAAAGGGGAAGGUGGUGUUGGGAAAGAAUGAGUUUGGAAAAGGUGAUAUUGGGAAAGGUUUGUUAUUAGAGAAGAGAUUGUUAUCAGACACCAAAAACAAUGAUAUAUCAAAAGCCAUGGUGACUCCAAAUGCAACUACAACUUCAAAACAGCAAUUUAACAGGUGA